This is a messenger RNA of Beta vulgaris subsp. vulgaris (sugar beet), 2127 nucleotides long. RefSeq names its product heat stress transcription factor B-2b. Lineage: Eukaryota; Viridiplantae; Streptophyta; Magnoliopsida; Caryophyllales; Amaranthaceae. The transcript has 2 exons. Gene Ontology annotation, molecular function: DNA-binding transcription factor activity; RNA polymerase II cis-regulatory region sequence-specific DNA binding. Gene Ontology annotation, cellular component: nucleus. Gene Ontology annotation, biological process: regulation of transcription by RNA polymerase II. The record is from RefSeq and is a predicted model, not a curated record. The coding region runs from base 421 to 1437 and encodes 338 amino acids.
AUUUUCUUUAAUUAAUCAAAAAUGAAAAUGAAGGUUCUGGAAAAGACGUAGCCGUAGCUUCUCGCACUUUCCGCUCCACAUUCAAGCCCCACCACACAUGAUACACACUCACACAUUCCAAUACUCUCAUCUUUUUUUUUUAUUUUCAUUUUCCUCCCCUCUCUUUCUCUAUAGGAGUAGUAUUUCAUAUAUUUCGCUCCUUCUGGAACAUCGCACGCCCUCUCUCUCUCUCAUCAUUUAAAUCCCUACCACGAACUUUCUAGAAACAAACCAAUCUUCUCUCCUCAUCUCAUCUCCUUCCUUCCAAACUUCCAACUUCCUCUCUCUUCUUUCUCUCUCUAAACAUCAUUCUCUCCUUUCACUUUCUAAUCUUACCUUCUCUUUCUGGAUCUGAAAUUUGUUCCAGAUUUUUUUAACACUAUGCCUCCUAUGCCGGCAGAUCAAAACGGAGAUUCCGCCGGCGCCGGCUCCGGCAGUGGAAACGGCGUUGAUUCUCAGCAACGAACUCUUCCGACGCCAUUUCUUACUAAAACUUAUCAGCUUGUUGAUGAUCCAUCCGUCGAUGAAUUGAUCUCAUGGAAUGAUGACGGAUCUAGCUUCAUUGUUUGGCGACCUGCAGAAUUUGCUCGUGAUUUGCUUCCUAAAUACUUUAAGCAUAAUAAUUUCUCUAGCUUCGUCCGCCAACUUAAUACUUAUGGUUUCAGAAAAGUUGUGCCAGAUCGUUGGGAGUUUGCUAAUGAUUGCUUCAAACGAGGCGAGAAAUUGCUCUUACGAGAUAUUCAACGCCGGAAAAUAUCGCCGGCGCCGGCAAUUAAUUCACCGAUGGCGACAGUUGUGACACCGAUAGCUGUUCAGGCGACGGUGACAGUAGCAGCGCCACCUCCGGUGGCGGUGAGGACGGCGUCUCCGUCGAACUCCGGUGACGAGCAAGUGCAUUCGUCGAAUUCGUCUCCGUCUCCUAUCGUUGUGACGCCGCAGAGAACGACGACAAAUUGCGGUUCUUCGACGGAGAUUUUGGAAGAGAAUGAGAAAUUGAGGAGAGAGAAUUUCAAUUUAUCGCAGGAGUUAAAUCAUUUGAGAGGAUUGUGUAACAAUAUACUAGCGUUAAUGAGUAAUUAUGCGUCGGGGCAACAUGAGACCGGCGGAUUAACGGAAGGAAGGCAGUUGGAAUUGUUACUGGCUAAACCGGUGACAGUUGAACCUGAACAUUGCGGUGGUUCUAGCGGUGGCGCAACCGCGAGUGGAGGAGAUAAGGUGGAGGAAGAGAUAGAAGAAGGAGAAGGAUGUCCGUGUCAGCCGUGUCCAAGGUUGUUUGGGGUUUCCAUCGGAGCGAAACGAGUGAGGAGAGAGGGAGACGAAGAAAACCGCCGUAGUGGUGAGCCGGUACCACCACAACAAGAAGAGCAAGGUUCCGGUGAUGAUCUCACCCGACAAUAAUAAAUUGACAAGCGUGAAAAUCAAACCGUAUUAAAAUUGUAAGAUUAGUAAGGGUAAGCCAUAAAGUAUUUGAUGAUCAAUGGUUAAAGAGUGGAAGAAAGAGACAUGAGUAGAAUAAGGACGCGUGUGCAGAGGUGGGGCCCGAUGUCCGUUUAGAGGAUAAGAAAAUUGAUGAUGAUAUACGGCAGAUAAUUUGAGGAAAUAGAAUUUGUGGGAUUCUUCUUUAAGUUGUUUCUGGAAAGUCAAUGUUAGGAUGCUUUCUCUGGAAAUUGUGAGGAGAGAGACUGCAGUAUACAGCUGGGUGGAGCCAACAUCAAAAGUUAGAGAGUUGAGACCCACACGUGAAACACGACAAAAGAUUCGCAAAAACUUUUACAAGGAAAAAGUGUCAAGAGAUUCAAAGUUUUACCCCCAAAAAUGAAUAAAAAAUUAUAAGUGUGUUUUUGUAGCACAUUUUAUUCUGUUGUAGGAAUUGCUAGAUUAAGAUGUAAAUAGUUUAGUUGUAUAAUACAAGUGGGAUAUGAAAAUGAUAAAAGUUGACGUUGGAAAAGCUUAGAGAGAUUUGGUUGAUUCAGGAUUACAAGGACAGAUCAGCAUUUGCUUUUUUAUUUUCUUUUAGGGUAGGAAAGAUAUUGGUUGUAUACUUCAUGUUUUUUAUUAAAAAAAAAAGUAGUAAGAAAAAAUUAUCUA